This is a messenger RNA of Trichoderma gamsii, 1284 nucleotides long. RefSeq lists its product as hypothetical. Lineage: Eukaryota; Fungi; Ascomycota; Sordariomycetes; Hypocreales; Hypocreaceae. The record is from RefSeq and is a predicted model, not a curated record. The transcript has a single exon. Bases 1 to 1284 code for a protein of 427 amino acids.
AUGCCCUCCUUCACCGGCACCACCCCCGAGGCUCUCCUCGGCCGCACCGACUCCCUCAACCCCGAAGCCACAUGUCGCGGCAUCACCUCCAACGGCCGGCCCUGUCGCCGCCCCGUCAGCCCUACAGGCCAGCCGCCCUCGCGCAAGAAGCUCUCGCCGCCAACCCCUGAUGACGGCAGCGAGGACUCUUACUGCUGGCAGCACAAGGACCAGGCCGGCCGCUCGGGCAAGUCGACGCCUGGCUCGGGACGACCCUCUGGCGGCGUCAUCCGCGAGGAGGGCCGUACGAGUCUGGACACGCUGGCGGAUCGUCUGGGGCUCGUGGAGAUCAACGAUGGCGGGAGGCCCAAUGGCGGCCGGUAUAGCUCGGAAAAGUACAGGCCCAAGCCAAAGAGCACGACGUUCUGCUUCUGCUUCAGCGUGCCGGAAGAGGACUUUGACGAGGCGCCACGGCCUCACCAGCCCAGACCGCAGCCUCACCCUGUUCAACCCCAAGUUGGCCGGCCAUCAACCUCGUCGGCGCGUCCAUCACGCCCACAGACGUCUCACAACCAGGGUCAUUUGCGCCCCUCCAGCUCGUCGGCCCCCACGGCAGGGCACCUCAAGUCUCUCAUCCCCGACAACCUCGAUGCCCACACGUCCUCGGUGCUCAUGAAGGAAGUCGCCAAGCCGCCCUCCGACGCCGACGAGCCCGGCUACAUCUACAUGUUCUGGCUGACGCCCGAAUCGGCCGCUGAUCCGGCCCCCGUCGACGCCGCAAGGGACCUGCUCGCUCCUCCUCCCCGCGGCGGCGCCCGCAGCAGACGGCCCAGCGACGUUGUUUCUUCAUUCGCAAACACAAAUGGCCAGAAGCCAAAGACUAUGCUUCUCAAGAUUGGCCGAGCAGCCAAUGUCCAGCGCCGCAUGAACCAAUGGUCCCGCCAAUGCGGCCACUCCAUCCAGCUGCUGCGCUUUUACCCCUACAUGUCCUCAUCUACUCCUCCAUCCUUUGACGCUGCGUCGUCUCACUCUCACGGACGAGGUGCUGGAGGAAGAGCUCCUUCGCCAGCUGCUGCCGCUGCGGCUGUUCAUCCCACGCCUCAUGUCAAGAAGGUGGAGCGCCUUAUUCACCUUGAGCUCGGCGGCAUGGGACUCCGUGCUGAUCUUGGCGCUUGUAAGACGUGUGGACAUGAACACAAGGAGUGGUUUGAGGUGGAUGCUUCGAGAGAUGGAGUCAAGACUGUGGAUGAUAUUAUUCGUCGCUGGGUAGGGUGGGAUGAUGGUUCUGUUGUAGGCGGGCGAUGA